UGUUAUGUGUGACCGGAGCCGAAUUCACUUUCUACAAUGCAGAUAUCCAGUGUGAACGAUGUGAAGAUUUACAAUUUAAGCUACGGAAAGUCUCUUCCAGAGUGGCUGUCAGAUCGAAAGAAGAGGCAGCUACAAAAGAAAGAUGUCGACAUCCAGCGCAGGAUUGAGCUCAUCCAGGACUUUGAGAUGCCCACAGUGUGCACAUCUAUCAAAGUGUCGAGAGACGGGCAGUUCAUCCUGGCAGCAGGCACGUACAAACCCAGGAUCCGCUGUUAUGACACCUACCAGCUGUCCUUGAAGUUUGAGCGCUGCCUGGAUUCAGAUGUCGUGGCCUUUGAUAUCCUGUCUGAUGACUACUCUAAGCUGGUGUUUCUACACUGUGAUCGCUACGUGGAGUUCCACUCUCAGCACGGUCACUACUACAAGACACGCAUUCCCAAGUUUGGACGGGACUUUUCUUACCACUAUCCCUCCUGUGACCUCUUCUUUGUGGGGAGCAGUUCAGAGGUCUUUAGGCUGAAUCUGGAACAAGGCCGCUUCCUCAACUCACUUCAGACAGAUGCUGUAGAGCACAACGUGUGUGACAUCAACCCCGUCCAUCAUUUGUUCGCCACAGGAACCUCUGAGGGAAAGGUGGAAUGCUGGGACCCUCGCGUCCGGAAUCGAGUGGGCAUGCUGGACUGCGCCCUGAGCAGCCUCACUGAAGGAACAGAAGUUCAGAGUUUGCCUUCAAUCACUGCACUGAAGUUUAACGGCUCCCUCACCAUGGCAGUGGGCACCAGCACAGGACAGGUGCUGCUAUAUGACCUGCGCUCCAGCCAGCCACUGCUGGUUAAAGACCACUUCUACAACCUGCCAAUCAAAUCACUCAACUUCCACGAUCCGAUGGACCUGGUCGUGUCCGCAGACUCCAAGAUCAUCAAAAUGUGGAACAAAGACAAUGGCAAAGUGUUCUCCUCCAUACAGCCUCAGAGCAACAUCAAUGAUGUUUGCAUGUAUCCUCGUUCAGGAAUGCUCUUCACUGCCAACGAAGAUCCCAAGAUGAACACGUUCUACAUCCCGGCUCUGGGGCCCGCGCCUCGCUGGUGCUCCUUCCUCGACAACCUGACCGAGGAGCUGGAGGAAAGCCCAGAGAGCACAGUGUACGACGACUACAAGUUUGUCACCAGGAAGGAUUUGGAAAAUCUGGGUUUGUCUCACCUGGUGGGAUCAUCUCUCCUGAGAGCCUACAUGCACGGCUACUUCAUGGACAUCAGGCUUUAUCACAAGGUCAAAAGCAUGGCAAAUCCUUUCGCAUACGAGGAGUAUCGCAAGGAUAAGAUCCGACAGAAGAUCGAGGAGUCCAGAACCCAGAGAGUCCAGGUUAAGACGCUGCCCAAAGUCAACAAGGAGCUCGCGCUCAAGCUGAUGGAACAGGGAGACGACGAAGCAGAGCUGGCCUCGAGGAAAAAGAAGGGCAAGGUCCUCCCUUCCAUCCUUGGAGACGACCGCUUCAAGGUGAUGUUCGAGAACCCAGAGUACCAGGUGGAUGAGCAGAGCGAGGAGUUCCGCCUGCUCAACCCCAUCGUCUCCAAGGUGGGACAGAAGAGGAAGAAGAAGCUGCGUCUGUUGGCACAGCAAGCUGCGGUUUCACAAAAGGAGGCCGAAGAGGACGAUGAGGAAUCCGAGGGGCGAGCCAGCUCCGAGGAAGAGAGUUCGGAUGACGACAAGAGCUGGGUGGAGGAGGUGAGGGAGCAGCGGAGGCUUCUGUGGGAGGAGGGUCGAGACCGCCGGCGGCAGGAGAGGAAGGACGCGGAUCGCAAAACGGUGCUGCUGGAGAAGGAACAAAACGGAGGAGAGAAAACCUCAAACACAGCCGAGAGCAAGAAGAAGAGUCAGCCCCAGUUUUAUCAGAUUAAAGCCGGGGAGGAGUUCCGCAGUUUUAACGACAUGGCCCGCAAGCAGAAACUACAGAAGGCUUCUCUGGAGGACCGUCUGAAGUUGGAGGAGCACACUGGAACCAGCAGCAUGGCCGACACUGCAGUGGGCAGCAAACAGCUAACCUUCACUCUCCAAAAGUCAGAGCAACAGAGGAAGCAGCAGCAGGCAGAACGAGAACACCAUGAGGAGAGGAAGAAGCUAAGGCGCUCUGCCGGACACUUGAGCAGCAGUCGUGGGAGGGGUUGGGGCGGCGGAAGAGGCAGAGGCAGAGGAAGAGGAGGAGGAGGAAGAGGAGGAGGAAGGGGCAGAUACUGAGAAUAGCAGCGCAAGUCCACAUCCAGCGCCUUUUGUGCUGGAUGGAGAACGGUCUUCACCUUAAAAAGUCCCAAGUUUUCUAGUUUCUUACCUUCACUCCGCCCUGGAAGAUUUCUUAAAAAAUGUAGAAGAAUGUCGAUGUUUAAGCUUCUGGAGACGUUCUGCACAAGUGGCAAAGACUGACAUUAAUGAACAGACAUGCCUGCCCUGCUCCUGGGUGGUCUCGGCCAUGUGUUUAGCUGCUCUCUGCAGAAUUCAGAGCAUAUUAAAAAUGAUUACUUAUGUCGCCAGGUGUGUGCAUAUACUGAAAAGACUAUGCCAUUAUCCAAAACACCAUCAAGUACUUUGACUACAUACAUUUUUAGCAUGGGUGGCCCCAGGAGGAAUUAAAGCUAUGAAGAGCUGAAAGGACUUAACAUGACCUGCCUUGUCUCAGGCAUCUAGUUUCUUACAGCUGCUCCUUAGUGGAGCCCUCUAUUACAGUUAAUGGAGGGGAUAAAAGGUGCGUGUGUGUAAAAAUGUAUUUUUUAAUGCUAUUUGUUAUUAUGUAUUGUUAAGUCAACAUUGGAUUAACAACACUUGUACUAUAUAUUAUAUUUGGUACAACA
Scomber japonicus (chub mackerel) is the source of this 2843-nucleotide messenger RNA. RefSeq names its product nucleolar protein 10 (gene nol10). Gene Ontology annotation, cellular component: nucleus; 90S preribosome; nucleolus. The coding region runs from base 37 to 2235 and encodes 732 amino acids. Gene Ontology annotation, biological process: maturation of SSU-rRNA from tricistronic rRNA transcript (SSU-rRNA, 5.8S rRNA, LSU-rRNA). Gene Ontology annotation, molecular function: protein binding. The record is from RefSeq and is a predicted model, not a curated record. NCBI's taxonomy places the organism in Eukaryota, Metazoa, Chordata, Actinopteri, Scombriformes, Scombridae. The transcript is spliced from 21 exons.